Caenorhabditis briggsae is the source of this 1053-nucleotide messenger RNA. It is a transcript of the gene Cbr-srd-4, whose product is annotated as Protein CBR-SRD-4. Bases 1 to 1053 code for a protein of 350 amino acids. The transcript is spliced from 3 exons. NCBI's taxonomy places the organism in Eukaryota, Metazoa, Nematoda, Chromadorea, Rhabditida, Rhabditidae. The record is from RefSeq and is a predicted model, not a curated record.
AUGUUCCUUUUAAUUCUAUCGGUCCUCCACACAGUUCUUGCCUUUCUUGGUAUCAUUUUCAAUGCUAUUUUUGUCUAUUUGACAGUAUUUUACAGUCCUAAAUCAAUUGGAACAUUCUCUAUUCUAUUGACUGUAAGAGGAUGGGUAGAUGGUUUUGCCUGCUUAUUUGAUAUAUUUAGUCAGUCCAGACCGAUUCCGAGUGGGUUGACACUUGGAAUAGCGUCCACUGGAAUAUGCAAAUAUCUGAAUGAUUGGUCUUGUUUUUUGGGUUACGGUCUUCAACUACAUUUCCAUAGUUUCUCAUUCCAUCUACUUAUUCUUUGCUUCCUAUUUCGUUACUAUGUACUCCUAGAACGAUAUCCAAAAUCCAAACAACUCAUUUUUAUCAUUGUCUUGAUAUACUUCCCCUCAUUCUUCCAAGUACUUUUUGUGCUUAUUGACAAUAACAAACCAGAAGAUGUUCGUCUUCUGGUUCAGAUCCAUCAUCCAGACUAUCAACUGAAGGAUGUUGUCGUGAACGGGCAUGUUGAUCUACGAGACUUCCCAUGCUUAUUUUCAUAUCUUCUAAUGCUGAUUCCAAUCAUUCCCGGAUGUAUAUUAAUUCAUGUUCUCCGUCGGAAGAUUCAUUCCAAAUUAAGAAAUGCAAUAUUAAGGCCGGAAAUCAGAGAAAAGCAUAGACAACUAACACUGGCUCUCACAGUCCAAACAGUCAUUCCAGUUGCUUUUGUGUUCUCCACAAUUUCAUUUCUUCUGUCUCAAACUAAAUUAAUCGAAUCUCCGGUUAUGGAAAGCUUCACAUUGCUCUUUGCUGUAAUUGUACCGGUAAUCAAUCCUCUGUUAUCAAUUGCUCUAAUCAAACCAUAUCGUGAUACCGUGAUGAGAGCUGUGGGCCUGGAUCCAAAAGAAUGGCAAUUCAUGUCUAGAGACUGCUCAGUUGCCCCAGGAGAUGCCUCUUCUUCAAUGUUCGGAUCCUUUGAUAAUUCUUCUGUUGCAUCUGUUACCUCUAUGACUUCUAAAUUUACGAUGACUCAAGAAAUCAAUCCGUUUGAAUAA